AUGAAUACCGCUGCGCACUUGCUCCCACGGUUUCUGUUGCCUCGUCUGAGUUGGACUGGUCCAGUUUCGACGUGGACAACAAGUAUAGCGCCAGCAGUCCCGGCCGCGCUCUCCCAACAGGCCUCAAGGCAUACAUCGCAGCAGGAGAGAUGGCAACCUGCACCGAGGAGGUUGCUUCAUACAGCUAGCUUGGGCCCGGCGAGGCAUGACGGCAUUCGGCCGCCGAGGAAGCUGAACAGUCUGGUCCGCGAUCCCAGACUUCGACGCUCGUUCCACGCUUCGGCGCCACGGGCACGGGACCAUCAUUUUGAUACCCUACGAUUUGUGCAGCGUCUGCAAGAGGAGGGCUUUACAGAGGAGCAAUCUGUGGCCAUGAUGAAGGUGUUGAACGACGUGAUUGAGGAGAGCAUUCAAAACCUCACGCGCACCAUGGUGCCCCGCGAAGAGGCGGCCAAGACGACGUAUACGCAAAAGGUAGAUUUCGCCAAGCUGCGCAGCGAGCUGCUCUCGGCCGACAGCACCGAGUCCAACACGACGCGGGCGGCGCACGAGCGCCUGACCAACGACAUCGCCAAGCUGAGCAGCCGGCUGCGGGACGAGAUUGGGCGGACCCAGGCGAGCGUGCGGCUGGACCUGAACCUGGAAAAGGGCCGGAUCCGUGAGGAGGCCGUGUCGCAGGAGCUCAAGAUCAAGGAGACCGAGACCAAGAUCGAGCAGGAGGCGGCCGCGCUGCGCCAGCAGCUCGAGCAGGUCAAGUUCCAGACGCUGCAGUGGCUUAUAGGCGUGUGUACCGGCUUUGCCGCGCUGUUGCUCGGUGCUUGGCGGUUGUUGAUGUGA
Messenger RNA from Canariomyces notabilis, 837 nucleotides. RefSeq names its product DUF1640-domain-containing protein. The transcript has 2 exons. Bases 1 to 837 code for a protein of 278 amino acids. Lineage: Eukaryota; Fungi; Ascomycota; Sordariomycetes; Sordariales; Chaetomiaceae. Gene Ontology annotation, cellular component: mitochondrion. The record is from RefSeq and is a predicted model, not a curated record. Gene Ontology annotation, biological process: mitochondrial respiratory chain complex IV assembly.